Messenger RNA from Chionomys nivalis (European snow vole), 10014 nucleotides. It is a transcript of the gene Synj2, whose product is annotated as synaptojanin 2. Gene Ontology annotation, molecular function: phosphatidylinositol-4,5-bisphosphate 5-phosphatase activity; RNA binding. The coding region runs from base 54 to 4499 and encodes 1481 amino acids. Gene Ontology annotation, biological process: phosphatidylinositol dephosphorylation; synaptic vesicle endocytosis; brain development. The transcript is spliced from 27 exons. Gene Ontology annotation, cellular component: perinuclear region of cytoplasm; presynapse. Lineage: Eukaryota; Metazoa; Chordata; Mammalia; Rodentia; Cricetidae. The record is from RefSeq and is a predicted model, not a curated record.
CUGCGCGCCCUCGGUCAGGACCUGGCCCCGGUUCCCUUCGGUGCCCGGUGUCCAUGGCGCUGAGCAAAGGGCUGCGGCUGCUGACCCGGCUGGACCCCACGGGUCCCGGCAGUGUGCUGCUGGAGGCGCGCGGCCGUGACGACUGCCUGCUCUUCGAGGCCGGCACCGUGGCCACGCUGGCUCCGGAAGAGAAGGAAGUCAUCAAAGGACAGUAUGGCAAGCUGACGGACGCCUAUGGCUGCCUCGGGGAGCUGAGGGUAAAACCCGGUGGGGUCCCCUUGAGCUUCCUGGUGUUGGUGACAGGCUGCACAUCAGUGGGCAGAAUUCCAGAUGCAGAGAUCUACAAAAUCACCGCCACCGAGUUUUGCCCCCUUCAGGAAGAGGCCAAAGAAGAGGACCGCCUGCUGGCCUUGAAGAAAAUCCUGAGCUCAGGGGUGUUUUAUUUUGCGUGGCCCAAUGACGGCUCCAGUUUUGAUCUGACCAUCAGGGCGCAGAAACAGGGCGAUGACUGCUCUGAAUGGGGGACCUCAUUCUUCUGGAACCAGCUCUUGCAUGUGCCCCUGAGGCAGCACCAGGUGAGCUGUUGUGACUGGUUGCUGAAAGUCAUCUGUGGGUUGGUGACCAUCCGCACAGUGUAUGCUUCCCACAAGCAGGCCAAGGCCUGCCUCAUCUCUCGCAUCAGUUGUGAACGAGCAGGCACUCGCUUCCUCACCCGCGGUGUGAACGACGAUGGCCACGUGUCCAACUUCGUGGAGACAGAGCAGACAAUUUACAUGGAUGAUGGAGUAUCGUCCUUUGUCCAGAUCCGAGGCUCUGUUCCGCUGUUCUGGGAGCAGCCGGGGCUUCAGGUUGGCUCCCAUCAUCUGAGACUACACAGAGGCCUAGAGGCCAACGCCCCUGCUUUCGAAAGGCACAUGGUGCUUCUGAAGGAACAGUAUGGCAAGCAGGUGGUCGUGAACCUGCUGGGAAGCAGAGGUGGUGAGGAGGUGCUCAACAGGGCCUUCAAGAAGUUGCUCUGGGCUUCUUGCCACGCAGGCGACACGCCUAUGAUAAAUUUUGACUUCCAUCAGUUUGCCAAAGGCGGGAAGCUAGAGAAAUUGGAGAACCUGUUGAGGCCUCAGUUGAAGUUACACUGGGAUGACUUUGGCGUGUUUGCGAAGGGCGAGAAUGUAAGUCCACGUUUCCAGGAAGGCACUCUGCGGAUGAACUGUCUCGACUGCCUGGACAGAACCAACACUGUACAGGGCUUUAUUGCCCUGGAGGUCCUUCAUCUGCAGCUUGAGAGCCUGGGGCUGAAUUCAAAGCCCAUCGUUGACCGCUUUGUGGAGUCCUUCAAAGCCAUGUGGUCUCUGAAUGGGCACGGCCUGAGCAAGGUGUUCACAGGGAGCAGGGCCCUGGAAGGAAAGGCCAAGGUGGGGAGACUGAAGGGCGGGGCCCAGUCCGUGUCUCGUACCAUCCAGUCCGGCUUCUCUGACGGGGCGAAGCAAGAGGCCAUUAAGCUCCUGCUGGUCGGGGAUGUCUACAAUGAAGAGUCCACAGACAAAGGAAGGAUGCUUCUGGACAACACGGCCCUUCUGGUGACACCCAGGAUCCUGAAGGCCAUGACAGAACGCCAGUCAGAAUUCACGAAUUUCAAGCGGGUCCAAAUUGCUGUGGGGACCUGGAACGUGAACGGAGGGAAGCAAUUCCGUACCAAUCUCCUGGGCACAGCGGAGCUCACGGACUGGCUUCUGGAUGCCCCCCGGCUCUCAGGAGCAGUGGACUCUCAGGGUGAGAAUGGUGAUGGCAGCCCAGCUGACAUAUUUGCCGUGGGAUUUGAAGAGAUGGUGGAGCUGAGUGCAGGAAAUAUUGUCAAUGCCAGCACCACCAACAGGAAGAUGUGGAGCGAGCAGCUGCAAAAAGCCAUCUCCCGCUCCCAUAGGUACAUCCUCCUGACCUCGGCACAGCUGGUGGGCGUCUGUCUUUAUAUCUUUGUACGCCCGUACCACGUCCCAUUCAUCAGGGAUGUGGCCAUCGACACUGUGAAGACUGGCAUGGGGGGAAAGGCGGGGAAUAAGGGUGCCGUGGGCAUCCGCUUCCAGUUCCACAGCACCAGCUUCUGCUUCAUCUGCAGCCACCUGACGGCCGGGCAGUCGCAGGUGAAGGAGAGGAAUGAAGACUACAGGGAGAUCACUCACAAGCUCUCAUUCCCUGCGGGGCGAAACAUCUUUUCCCACGAUUACGUGUUUUGGUGUGGCGAUUUCAACUACCGCAUCGAUCUUACCUAUGAAGAAGUCUUCUAUUUUGUUAAACGCCAGGACUGGAAGAAACUUAUGGAAUUUGACCAGUUACAGCUACAGAAGUCAAGUGGGAAAAUUUUUAAAGACUUUCAUGAAGGAACCAUUAACUUUGGACCCACCUACAAGUAUGAUGUUGGAUCAGCUGCCUACGAUACAAGUGACAAGUGCCGUACCCCAGCCUGGACAGAUAGGGUGCUGUGGUGGAGGAAGAAACACCCGUACGACAAGACAGCUGGAGAACUCAACCUUCUAGACAGUGAUCUAGAUGGCGACACCAGAAUCAGACACACCUGGUCUCCAGGAACUCUCAAGUACUACGGCCGUGCGGAGCUCCAAGCAUCUGAUCACAGGCCCGUGCUGGCCAUCGUGGAGGUGGAGGUGCAGGAGGUGGACGUGGGAGCCCGGGAGAGAGUUUUCCAGGAAGUGUCCUCUGUCCAAGGCCCACUGGAUGCCACCGUUGUUGUGAACCUCCAGUCGCCAACCCUAGAGGAGAAAAAUGAAUUUCCCGAGGACCUGCGCACAGAGCUUAUGCAGACUUUGGGGAAUUACGGGACGAUUAUUCUGGUCAGGAUCAACCAAGGGCAGAUGCUGGUGACUUUUGCAGACAGCCACUCGGCUCUCAGUGUGCUAGAUGUGGACGGGAUGAAGGUGAAAGGCAGAGCCGUGAAGAUCCGACCGAAGACCAAAGAUUGGCUAAAAGGCCUGAGGGAGGAGCUCAUCCGGAAGCGCGACAGCAUGGCCCCCGUGUCGCCUACUGCCAACUCCUGCUUGCUGGAGGAGAAUUUUGACUUCACGAGUCUGGACUACGAGUCAGAAGGGGAUGUUCUUGAAGACGACGACGAUUAUUUAGUGGAUGAGUUUGGCCAGCCUGUGGUCUCAGACGGUGAACUUGGUGGUGACGACUCUUCCGAUGUCAUGAGCUCCUCAGCCCCUGUCAGCAAAUCUCCAGCUCUAACUAAAAAGAAGCAACAGCCAACAUACAAAGACGACGCUGACCUGGCGAAGUUAAAGCAGGAGCUGGAAGUUGUUGGGGAUUUUCGCCACCGUUCUCCGAGCAGGUCCCUGUCCGUCCCCAAUAGGCCUCGGCCACCUCACCCACCACAGAGACCCCCCCCUCCAACUGGCUUGGUGGUGAAGAAGUCAGCCUCGGAUAUUUCCAUCUCCUCCGGCACUCACGGGCAGUAUUCAAUCUUGCAGACUGCGAAGCUUCUUCCAGGAGCACCUCAGCAACCACCCAAAGCUAGAACUGGAAUAAGUAAACCAUACAACGUCAAGCAGAUCAAGACCACUAAUGCUCAGGAGGCAGAAGCAGCAAUCCGGUGUCUCCUGGAAGCUAGCAGAGGUAUCCCAGAAGCAGCCCCAGGUGCCGUGCCCUUGAGGGACCAAGGGUCUUCUAAGCCAGAGGCCUCCCUGGGGCCCCCAGUCCUGCCCCGCCGGCCUGCUCCUAGGGUUCCUGCCAUCAAGAAACCAACUUUGAGGAGGACAGGAAAGCCCACCUCACCGGAAGAACAGUUCCAACAGCUGCCUGUCCAUUUUCCAGUCGCUUCCCAGGAAAUCAGCCUUGAGACCCCUUCUCCGAGGACAGUCCCUCAAGUCCCGCCUAUUCCCAAACCAAGAACUUUUCAGCCUGGGAGAGGCGUUGAGAGGAGGCCAAGCAGCAGCAAGACAGCACUCGAAGUUCCUCCCAUGACGGGUGGUGUGGAGUCCCCGCCUCCAGAGGCCCCGUCUCUGGCUCCCAAGGUGCCCCCAAGGAGGAAGAAAUCUGCGCCUGCAGCCUUCCACCUACAGGUCCUGCAGAGCAACAGCCAACUUCUCCAGGGCCUCACAAGCCCCAGCUGCUCUCCGUCCCCACCGCAGCCUGACACCUACCCGCUCUGUCCUCAACUGGGUCUUCUCGGCGGCACGUCAUCUGCCGUAAGCCCCGAAACUGACGAGCCCAGGGGCGGGGUGGAGCCCAAGGCGGUCUUUUUCCAUGGCAACAAUCCAGAUCCCUUCUGGAGCCUGCUCCAUCACCCUAAACUGUUGGAUAAUACCUGGCUGUCCAAGAGCUCUGACCCUUUACACUUGGGGUCCAGGAACUCGGAGAGGACACACACAGACCCAGCACAGGUCAAUGCCUCAGUGGCUGAGAGGGGACUCCCACCAGACCAUGGGGAAAAAGAUUUUAGUCACUGGGUGACUGCCAGUAACAAAGACAAGAGGACAACAUUAGGCGUUUGACCCAUGGGCAAGAACACAACCUGUUGACUUUAAGACUCUCGUUCCAGAUGUUCGCCUUCCCCACGUGGGCAUCGCUUGACGUGGUCAAAGGGGACAUCCACUUAAAGUGGCACUGAAGCCCUUUGUGCGUCUGUCACUCGUGUGUAGUUUAUAGAAACUGUCUCCCAUUCAGUUCAGUUAUUCAGCAGCCACCAAAAUAUUUCAUUCAAGACCUGUGCAUUCUAAGGUUGUUCUCAGGGGACUGGGCAAUGUGCCAUUCCUUGCCUUUGGCAUGUGGAUUUUAAAGGAAAGAAAUCUAGCUGCCCAACUUGUUCUCACCCACUGAUUUUUAAACGGUUGUUCAACUCGUGUGUAUGCCAUUUGCUUGUUGGUUUUGUUUGUGUUUUACAGAUUUGGGAUGAGUGAUGGGUUCAUAAAGGAUAACAUUAAAAGCAGUUGGGACCAUUGGGAGCUGUCCUGGCCCACUUUAAAUCAGGUUAAGGAAGAAACACAGCUGAAAACAGCAGAAAGGUCAACAGCAUGCCUGGUCCUUGCACUCCCAUGAGCCACUUUUUUAUGAAGUUGCCCUUCAUAGCUGCAAGUGCUGCUGCUUCCGGCUCAGCAGAAAGACCUCGUCUGUACUGAACACGCAUGUGUUCUGUUAUUCCCUAAACACCACAGCACAACAAGUGAGCUGUCUGGACACAACUGCACAUGUACAAGAGGAUGUGUAGGAACUGUACAAAUUCUGUUGCCACUGGGGACUUGGGCAUCUAAGGAUUUGGGUCUCUCAGGGUGUGCGGGAACGGAUCUCCCGCAGACACUCGGGUGACUGCCCAUGUGCAUUGAUUACAAGACCUGUGGGAGGACUGUGGCUUGUGACGUGUGCACCAUGCGCUUCCGCUCCACUCAAACACGGACCAGCUGCCUCCUGCACGCCCUGUAUAUGGCCAUGGUCUUGAGCUGUGGUGUGCUGCUUGAACCAAUUUAUAUUCAUCCCCUGGAUGAAACCCCCUCCAGUUUGUCCACGUCCUAUAAAGGCACAAGAUGUGAAAACUCACAUGGGCCCAUGAUGACUGACCGUUGGUGUAGUAUAUGAUGUCUUCAAGGAAGCACCUCCAGGGUGUGGAAUGCGGACCUGGUGGCUGCACGGCUGUCAAGUCUGCUCAUUGCCCCCCUAAUUUCAUACAUUUCUAAUACUUCUCAAGAACUGACAAAGACACCAUGAUGCUGUCUUAUAUUUUAAAAAUAUUGUGAGGCCUAGAAUCUGUUUGAAGCAGAUAUCUCACUUCCAUGCCCCAAAAGUUCAUUAGCUGAAGAAGGCUGAGAGAUAGGAAGGUCACAAGGUCAAGACCAGCCUGGGAAACAGCAAGAUCCUUUUUCAGAAAGAAAUUCAUUAGCAAAUCUUACUAUGCCAACUUCUGUAACUGACACCAUAGACCCACACAGCAGUGAUCUGUGUUGCCGCUUUUGGGCAAUCCGGCAGGGAAUGCUACUGGUUGGGAUAGCCAUGGCCAUGAUGCCUGGGACGUAACACUCACUCUUUGUUACCCACCAGACUGCUGGGAGCUCAGAAAUGAUUUUCACUGUCACGUUCAAGGUAGUUUGUAAAUUAUUUGAACCUGGCAAUGAAGAACAAAACUCCAUGCAUCUACAUUCAUCUGAAAACUGAUCAGAACAAAAGGAGAUUAAGUAGGUAAUAUGCAUAUUUGGCAGUUACAAAAGAUGGUCGGGGCGCUGGAGAGAUGGCUCACGGUUAAGAGCACUGGCUGCUCUCCUAGAGGACCUAGGUUUGACUCACAGUCAUCUGUAACUCCAAUCCCACAGGAUCCAAUGUUCUUUUCUGGCCUCUUAAAGCACUGUAUGCUCAGACAUACAUGCAGGCAAAACACUAAUAAACAGAAAUAAAGGAAAAAAAUUAAAGAUGUGUAUAGAUGAUCAGAGUACUUUCUGUGGUGCCCAAGUGUUCUUUUAAAGGAUUGUGUGGUUCACCUCGUGUGUGUUCUACAAAUAAAAAAUGUAUAGAAAGCAUCUGGGGAGACAUGUAGGCUGCCGGAGAUGUUAAAAAAUGGGCCAUGACGUUUCUUCCCACACGUGCAAUCAUGAUAGAAGAUUCUUUUAUGUUUUUUUUUUUUUUUAAUUCAGAUGCCCUCUUCCUGCAUAUACCUUUUUCCCACCACAGAAGAGGUGAACUGGAUGGCAGAUACAUGUAACCCCGGUCAGAAAGGCGAUAGGGAAGUCCGGGGACAACUCCAGCUUGUAGAUUUCUUCUUUGUUCUACAUAGCAAUGGGCUGACGCAGAAGCCAGGAGCCCACGAGGCAAGUGCUCAUCAGAGAAGCAGCCACUGUAAGGAGGAACCCACGCCCAGGACUGUGGGCCACAAGGAAAAGUGCAGUACUGAAAAUUGAACAAGCUGGGUGUGGUGCUUCAAGCCUGUAAUCCCAGCACUCAGCAGGCAGAGGCAAGGGGAUCUCUGUGAGUUCGAGGCCAGCCCGGUCUACAUAGUGAGUUCCAGGACAGCCAGAGCUACAUAGUGAGACCCAUAAAUAGUGAGACCCAUUCUCGAGUGGGGAAAAGGACAGUUGGGAUGGCCUUGGUUUAGAAACAGUGCUUAUUACUAACUGGAGAGUGCCUUAAGUAGCGUUGGUUGCGUAAAUUCAGCAGAAAGCAGCCGCCACCCAGACGUCAUUCUGUGUCAGGAUUUUGGUCUUCAUUACUGUGAUUGCACAUUGCUAUUGCUCUGAAACAUGCUGCAGGUCACCGCAGGGGUGACGCUGACAGUCUCACAUGGUCUUUCUGACCCUAGUAGAACCUCCUUUUAGACUUCCUACACAUAAAAAAAAGUGACUGAGGGACUGGAGAGAUGGCUCAGAGGUUAAGAGCAUUACCUGCUCUUCCAAAGGUCCUGAGUUCAAUUCCCAGCAACCACAUGGUGGCUCACAGCCAUCUGUAAUGGGGCCUGGUGCCCUCUUCUGGCCUGCAGGCAUACACACAGACAGAAUAUUGUAUACAUAAUAAAUAAAUAAAUAAAUAAACGUUUAAAAAUAAAGUGACUGAAAUUAGGAAAUCUCAAGAAAUUUCUACAGAGGUUUAAAGUUGCUGAAGUUUGAGAUAUGUGUAAGGGAAGUCACGUGUUAAAGCUUUGGCUUUACGAUGGUCAUUUCAGUGGGGAGGAAAACCGUGAGAGACUAUAUACCCAGACUAGUGAUUAAUAAAAUCUGCACUGUGUUUUGAGUUGGUAAUUUGCCCUGAUGUUGGAUACAUUAUUAAACAUGUCUGUCUUUUUAAAAUUGGAAUUCUUUUCGGAUGUGAAGAGAACCCUGGACUCUUCUUUGGCCGGCCUUCCUCUACAUCAAAUGCAAUUGCUGGUUUUUUUGGGGUUUUUUUUGUGUUUUUUUUUUUUCGGUUUUUCGAGACAGGGUUUCUCUGUGGCUUUGGAGCCUGUCCUGGAACUAGCUGUGUCGACCAGGCUGGUCUCGAACUCACAGAGCCUGCCUCUGCCUCCCAAGUGUUGGGAUUAAAGGCGUGCGCCACCAUCGCUCGGCCUUGUUUUUUUUUUUUUUUUUUUUUUUUUGAGACAGAGUUUCUCUAUGUAGUCCUGGCUGUCCUGGGACUCCAUCUGUAGAUCAGGCUGGCCUCAAACUCACAGAGAACUGCCUGCCUCUCCCUCCUGAGUGCUGAAAAGGCCUGUGCCCCCACACCUGGCUGUAAUUGCUAGUUCUUACUGUGCGAUGUUCUGCUUUUCAACAAUCGAACUCAGUAGGAAAAACCAGGAGAAUAAGGUUAAAAAUUUAUGACUCAAUAGUCCAGGAGGUGGCGCAGGAGCCAGAGGUGCUUGCUGCCGAGCCUGAGAUCUGAGUUUGAUCUCCAAGGCUCAGAGUGGAAGGAGGGAACUAACUCCUCAGAGUUGUCCUUUGACCUAUGGGUGUGUGUGCUUGUGCACAUACGCACACACACUGAAACUAAAUGUAAAUGAACUGUAGAAUUUAUCAUGUGAAAGCUGCUUUCAGGGAUCACUGACAGAAAUGGCCCUGAAAUUAGGCUCCACGGUGUGAGACUUGGAGAGCCUAGACCAUCUUCUCAAGGCACUGAGGAGCAGAUGAACUGUGAGUGCGGUUCGCAUACAUUUCUUCACAGAAACAGAUGGGAGUCUGUACUCUUCAAAUUAAAGGGUGGUGGAACACGCCUUUAAUCCCAGCACUUGAGAGGCAGAUGUAGACUGAUCUCUGUGAGUUUAAGGCCAGCCUGGUCUGCAGAGUGAGUUCCAGGAUGGUGGAACCGUUACAUAGGGACACUAUCUCAAAAGAUAAAAAUUCUGCCCAUGUUUCUUCUAAUUAGUCAAAAUUCAGUUACUAAUGUUACGUCUUUUAGGAGUCAGAAUAUUCUGGUCAUCUCAAAAUGGUAAAAACCAGUAAGAAUUUCCUUUGUGUGACUUGGACCUGGCCAAGGAAGGGACCAGCAGACUGAGGAACCUUUGUUCCUAAGUGGUAGGAGCUGGACUCAAACACUACAAUGCCAGCUGUUGCCUGGGCUGAGCUCAGCAGCACGAGUCGUACAAGGAGUGACGCCAGCAGAGGAUCAGUGGAGAACUGACGUCAGGGAAUGCAGGUUCCCAUGUACCACCUGCCCCCACAGGUACAAGGAGUAAUGCCAGCAGAGAGUCAAUGGAGAACUGACGUCGGAAUGCGGGUUCCCAUGUACCACCCGCCCCCACAGGUAUUGCCACUGAUACGCUGCACCAUGACGCUGCAGCCAAUAAACCUACACCUGAUGCCAUUACCUCUGAUGGCCCUGGCUCAGCGUUAGGCUUCACUCUGUGCUGCAUUCUAAGGUAUGUAUGGUGACUUGGACCUUUGCCCCUAUGCAUCUCCCAACCCCAGUUCCUAGGAACCCACCCUUAUCUCUGUUGCUGCUCUUUGCAGAAUGUCAGAUUAGCAGUCAUACAGUAUGUGGCUUUUCCAUACCGGCUUCUUUUAACCCAGCGAGGGAGUGUAAGGGCUCUUCCUGUUGUUUCACUGGGCUGACAGCACAUUUCUUUUUAGCACUGAGUUUCUGCUUCCUGAAGAUCUUGGCGACUCCCAAGCAUUGUCAAUGUGUGGAUGAAGCUGCCAUAAAUAUCAAGGUGCGGGGUGUUGUGUGGGCAUCAAGUUUCUAGUCACCUGAUUAAUGUCUUCUAAGGGAGCGAAUGGUUCCCAGAGCAGGGGCAUCACUUCACAUUCCUGUCUCACAAGUCACAGUCCCCGUGGCUCUGCCUCCUUGUCCAUACUUGGCACUGUCCGGGAUUGCGACUGUUCUGGUGUGUACUGUACCUUUCUGGAUGAUGGCAUAUGGUGAUGAUUGCCUUAAUAACGCUUCUGAGUGUGUCUUUGGUGACAUGUCUGUCUGUGGCCCGGGCCAGGGGCUUCAUUUCCUUACUGCUGAGUUUUAAAAGUUGUGUAUUUUAGAUUAAAGUCUUUUAUAAACAAUUUCUCCCAGUUGCUUUUUCUGCAUUUUAAUUUCUUUCAACUGUUUCCUUUUUCUGCAUUUAAAUUUUUC